This is a messenger RNA of Lutzomyia longipalpis, 1600 nucleotides long. Its product is annotated as cholinesterase 1-like. The coding region runs from base 27 to 1397 and encodes 456 amino acids. NCBI's taxonomy places the organism in Eukaryota, Metazoa, Arthropoda, Insecta, Diptera, Psychodidae. The transcript has 4 exons. The record is from RefSeq and is a predicted model, not a curated record.
GCCUCUUUCUAAAUGUCUAUCGGCCAAUGAAUUUUAAGAAGAAUAAAAAGCUCCAAGUCUUUGUAUGGAUACACGGCGGGGCUUUGCUAUCUUUCUCAUCAAGCCCUGAUCAAUUUGGCCCUGAAUAUUUAAUGGACAAUGGGGAAGUUAUCCUUGUAACUCUGAACUACAGACUUGGCUUAUUCGGCUUCCUUUGCUCAGGAGAUGCAGCUGUGAAGGGAAAUUUUGGUUUGAAGGAUCAACAGUUGGCUCUAAAAUGGAUAGCAACUAACAUUGAGUAUUUUGGUGGUGACCAAAAGUCAAUAACCCUUGCUGGACAGAGUUCAGGAGCAGCUUCAAUUAAUUUACACAUGAUGAAUCUCGUAUCUCAAAACCUUUUUCAUCGGGUUAUUCUACAAAGUGGUACGGCUAUUAGUCCAUUCACUUAUCAGAUAGAUUUUGAGGCUCAAUUUCGUCAAGCAGCUGAGGGCAGUGGCCUGGAAAAUUGGCAGACAGCAUCAACAUUUGAAUUAGCUUAUCAACUUAAGCAGGUGAACGCUUUAACACUUGUCUUAGCAAUUGAUCAGCUAUUUGCCUACAUUGCCACACCUCCUGUACCACUGAGGCCUUGUAUAGAAGGAGACUGGGAAGGAGCUUUCCUGCGAGAGGAUCCUCGAAAAGUCUGGGCAGAAGGAAGAUUCGUUCAGAAACCAAUUUUAAUUGGAACGAACAGCAAUGAAGGAGCUCUCGGGGCUAUUUUAACGACUAACGCAACAUAUCUCCGAGGAUUCAAUGAUAACAUUUAUGAAUUUCUUCCAAGUCAGUUUGAUUUUCAUCCUAGAUAUGCAGCAGAAGUUAUGAAGUUUUAUUUUGGUGAGAAGGACUACAUUGAUGAUACAAAUGCUAAAGAUUACUACAGGAUGUACACCGACCGAUUAUUUACAUACCCUUUGAUUACUUUGGUACAACAAUAUUUAAAUUAUGCAGAUACUCAGGAAAAUCCGAUUUUUCUCUACGAGUUUAGUUUUAAAAGUUCUUACACGCUCUUGAGGACACUCACAGGAUUAGAUAUAAACUUAGGAGUAGCCCACAAUGACGAGUUAUUCUACCUCUUCACUAUGAAAGAAUUUAUUCCUGAAUUCGACACAACUUCUCCUGAAGGAAGAAUGGUGGACAUUUUUGUUCGAACUAUGGUUAAUUUUGCAGCUAGAGGAGAGAUCAAGGACUGGAGAAGGUUCAAACCUUGUACUCCUGCUACAUCAACACCUUCCUGCGAUCGUCAACUGUUCCUGAGAUUUAAAAAAGAGGAUCCAAACCAAGUUAUGGUCUCUGUGACGAAUGAAAUUGAUACAGAAAUGAUCAAAUUGUGGUCUAGAAUUGACAAUGGCAUCAAUGCAAUUGAGCUGAAUUGCAACUAAAACUUCUAAUUAAAUUUUAAAAGUAAUUUUAUACAGGAAUGGGAACUGUUGUGGUUUCUUUAUAAUUUUAGAGAGCUCUUAGGGUAAGAAUUUUUCAAACAUUUCAGACAAAUGUGCUUUUCUAGAACUGUUACUGUUAUCUCUUUUUAUUAAGCUAUAAAAUGCAUUGAACGUCUCAUUAAACUUGAAAAAAAAAGCAAAAA